AUGCGUGGCGGCUGGGUUCUCCGUUCGUGCACGCGUCUGUCAUUUCCGGUCAGCCAGUCACUUCGCCUGUCCGCUGGCGCGCCAGUCGGUGGUGUGGCGCUGACACCACCUGGACCUCGUGGCUUAAGAAGUGCCCUGCGCGGGGCAUCACCUGUGUGGAUGCUGACAUUCAACUGCUACUUCGCUGACCGCAAUUUCGUCCUCAGCACCGUUAUCACCUUACAAGCUGACCGUCUGAGCGCAGCACCGGGGUCGAACUCAAUUCAAUCCUUAGUUUGCUCUCUUCAUAAGUGA
This is a messenger RNA of Mesocestoides corti, 294 nucleotides long. The record is from the annotation of a GenBank genome assembly. Lineage: Eukaryota; Metazoa; Platyhelminthes; Cestoda; Cyclophyllidea; Mesocestoididae.